UUUAAUCUGUCACACAUUUUGUCAUUGGGCAGGACAACAUCAAUUCAUGUUAGUAACAAUAUUCUACGCAAGGUCACCUAACAGCAGAAGGCAUGGGCUCAGGAGAGAGUACGACCCGGAAAGUGUCUUUCGGUGUCGAUGAUGAGGACCGAGUCAGGAUUCUUCGUGGUGUCAAGCUGUCAGAAGAUGUUCUCCAGAGGAUGAGAGGAGUAGCCAACAUCGCUCCAGAACGCCCAACCUCACCAACCUCAAACCCUCAGAAAGACACAGGUGCCUCUCGCAGCGCUAGCUCAAGCCCCCCUCCCCAGCAGAGCCCCAAGAAGCAGGCCCAGCCCGGCUCCCAGCCCGGUCCCCAGCCCGGCCCCCAGCCUGGCCCCCAGCCCGGCCCCCAGCCCAGCAGUAGCAAACCUGCCUCCUACGUUAAGGAAGAGCAGAAAAGGUAUGAACGGCAGCAGGCUGCACUGAAGGCGGAACAGGCCAAAGUGGGGAAAAGAGAGAAAGAUUCAGCAAGAGAAGAGAUGAACAAAGCCUUGAGGCAGAAACGCAUGGAAGUUGAGCACGCCCAAAACCUGGUACACGCACGCACGCACUCUGCCCCUUUAAAAAGUC
Molecule: messenger RNA, 609 nt
Organism: Notothenia coriiceps (black rockcod)
Lineage: Eukaryota; Metazoa; Chordata; Actinopteri; Perciformes; Nototheniidae
Product: MICOS complex subunit mic25a-like
Exons: 4
Cellular component (GO): mitochondrion; MICOS complex
Source: RefSeq, a predicted model, not a curated record